CUCAUCGCCACUUUCGCCUCCACGGCUGCAUCAGCUCUCCCAGUUCCCAGAGUUCCGAGCGCCAAGCCGCACAGCCCGUCUGCACUCCAAGGUGUGUCGCCUGUGGCCACCCAGUACCGUGACAGCUUAGCCCACUUGGCAGGCAGCACUGGAAUCGAUUGGCCGAUCGAUCAGGCACGGCGUGGUGCGGGAACAGCUCAACCACGCGCCCAUAAACGCGACUUGGAUCUCGUCAUUCCCUCUCUCUGAUAGUCUCCUCGCCAUCCAUCUCCCACCCCCCACCAUCUGUCUACCAUGCCGCACCACCGGCACCACCAGUCUUUCUCGCGCGCCAAGCCCGAGUGGCUCCAGCUGCUCGAGGCUGAGCUGGCCCAGAACCCCCGCUCCACCGUCUACUCGCUCGCGACCGUGCAUGAGGGUGCGCCGCGCGUGCGCUCGGUCGUCCACCGUGCAUUCUCCCCUUCUGGCCUUCUCCUCACUACGACCGACUUGCGCAUGCCCAAGACGUCGCAGCUCGCUGCUGAGCCUCGCACUGAGAUUGCCUGGCUCCUCCCUACUCUCGUCCAAUUCCGCGUCACUGGCCGCUCGUACAUUGUGCCGGCCAGCGGGUCCGGCGGCGGCAGCCUCAGCCGCAAGAACAGCCAGCUCAAGGUCACGCCAUCGCACUCCAGCCCACGCAACCCUCCCUCGUCGCUCCGCCGCUCGCCGUCCAACGCAGCCAGCCAGGCGAGCUCCAGCACGACGUUGAGCCCACACCCCACCCCGCCGAUUAAUCUGGAAGAGGCGAGCGGCUACCCGAAUUCCACGAGGGAGAGUGUCUCGAGUACAGCGACGAGGUCGAGUCUGUCGAGCACGUCGUCCCUGACGCCCAACGACUCUCCGGGCGAGAGUGCGCCCGCCAGCGGGACAGCCUCAGGCACACUGUCGCGAUCCAGUUCGAAGCAGGGUAGACCUAGGCUCCAGCUCACUCCUACGCCCGGAGACCUUUCGCCCAGCGACCGCCCGGCCUCAGGCUACAUUGCGGCGCCGCGCUCGCCGCGCCCUUCGCCUCCUCUCUCGGCUUCCAGCACAAGUUCUCACCCUCAAUUCUACCUCCGCCCCAAUGUCGCCCUCAACCCGGCCGUCACACUCGGCGACUCGGACGCCUUCGCCAUCCCGUCGCUGGCGGGCACGCUAUCCGCGCUCGUGAGUUGGGGUGUGGCGCCGAAUGCGCCCGAGUCGUCGCCUUCGUGGUGGGAGGCGGAGCGCGCUCGGAUCUGGGACAGCCUCAGCCCCGCACUGCGUGCAACCUUUGCUCGUCCCGCUCCGCCCGGCUCGACGCUUGCCGACGCGCCCAGCCCCGAGACAUGGAUUACGCGCAUGGAGGCGCAUGCCAAGAACCCCGAGGAAGCUAAGGGUCUGACGGAGGCGUGGGAACACUUCGCUGUGAUCGCGCUCGCGCCGGAGCGCGUGGAGAUGCUCGAGCUCGCGUGCGAGCCGCACCGCCGCGCGUGCUGGGUGCGCGACGGCGAUUCGUGGGUCAAGGAGGAGCUUGUGCCUUGAGCAGUGAAAAGGGCAGCGGUAAACAUCGCAUCCCAUGGCAGUGGAAGGACGCCAUAAUUCAGCAUGAUGGAUUGAGCUACUCCCUGCAACUGACCUGCAUGCUGGAAUUAUGACCCUAGAUUACUGAGACUGAGUUUACACGGUGGCCUGUAACCACCUACACGGAUGGCCUGUAGCCGCCUAAAUACUAAUGGCCUGUGAGGCGGGAUAGGUCUGAUCGUCAUGUCGUUACUGUGGGCUAUUGGGCGUGCGCCGCCUGUGGGGAGUAGGUGUGGGGGCUCCUGGGGCUGGGCGGAGCAGAUUGAGGUCGCUGGAUCGGCGGUGGGGUAUCAAGC
This is a messenger RNA of Cutaneotrichosporon oleaginosum, 1877 nucleotides long. RefSeq lists its product as uncharacterized. The record is from RefSeq and is a predicted model, not a curated record. Gene Ontology annotation, molecular function: FMN binding. NCBI's taxonomy places the organism in Eukaryota, Fungi, Basidiomycota, Tremellomycetes, Trichosporonales, Trichosporonaceae.